Molecule: messenger RNA, 1113 nt
Organism: Boleophthalmus pectinirostris (great blue-spotted mudskipper)
Lineage: Eukaryota; Metazoa; Chordata; Actinopteri; Gobiiformes; Gobiidae
Gene: foxg1b
Product: forkhead box G1b
Exons: 1
Coding region: 1-1113 (370 amino acids)
Biological process (GO): regulation of transcription by RNA polymerase II
Cellular component (GO): nucleus
Molecular function (GO): DNA-binding transcription factor activity; sequence-specific double-stranded DNA binding
Source: RefSeq, a predicted model, not a curated record
AUGGAGGACGUUAAGGAGUCCCCGGUGGUGCCCCGCUCCUCGUCCUUCAGCAUCAAGAGCCUGCUGCUCCCCUGCAGGAGCGAGCCCUCUCCGGGCUGCGAGUCUGACAAGAGCCCCGAGCCUCCAGAGGCAGAUCCCGCGGCCAGCGCCGCGGAGCCGGACCGGACUGAGCCAGAGCCCGGGGAGGAGGACGAGGACACCGGCGGAGCCAAAGCUCCGGAGCUCCCCCCCAGCGGCACCGGCGCCAAGAACGGGAAAUAUGACAAACCUCCGUUCAGCUACAACGCGCUCAUCAUGAUGGCCAUCCGCCAGAGCCCCGAGAAGAGGCUCACGCUCAACGGAAUCUACGAGUUCAUCAUGAAGAACUUCCCGUACUACCGCGAGCACAAGCAGGGCUGGCAGAACUCCAUCCGACACAACCUCAGCCUCAACAAGUGCUUCGUCAAAGUGCCGCGGCACUACGACGACCCGGGGAAGGGAAAUUACUGGAUGUUGGACCCGAGCAGCGACGACGUGUUCAUCGGAGGCACCACGGGGAAACUGCGGCGGCGCUCCGCCACUUCCCGGGGUAAACUGGCCAUGAAGCGCGGACUGCGCUUCGCUCCGCUGGGACUGGGGCUGAACGAACGGCCCAACAACCCUUUGUACUGGCAGCUCUCGCCCUUCCUCUCCCUGCACCAUCACCCGCACUACAACGGCUCCUCACCCGGCUUCCUUAACCAGGCUGCGGGCUACGGCUCGCUGCUUCCCGCAGUGGAACAGUUGGGGAACGGGGACCUGAGCCGCUCUUUGCCUCUCGGUUUAACGAACACUUACGGCAUGAGCACGUCCCCGGUGGGGCUGCUUUCGGGACAGACGGGAUACUUUGUCUCAGGGAGCGGGCACGCCGGUGCCCCGGGACCUCCGGGUGGAGGGGGCCAUCCGCCUCCGCCGUCCCACCUCCAGCAGAGCGGCCCGGGCUUCGGCCUGAGCAGCGGCGCGGCCCCGCAGGCUCUGCUCUCGGACUCUCUGAGGAACAGCUCUCUGCCGCCCUUCAGCCCCGCGGUGUCCUCCGGUUUCCCCGGGGUCCUGUCCCACCAGAAGAGAGUCACCCCCAACGCCUUCCUAAACUGA